GCCACCACCUCUUCCUCCAAUGGAAUGGUAGGCUUGAUCUCGCGGUGAGGAUCGGCAGUCGCGCGGGGAGGAAGGUGACGGUUUUUGCCGGAAUUUGGAACCUGCUUUUAAAAAGUGGCCCGAGCUGCAGCCAUGGUGGAGGAGGUGCAGAAACACUCUGUACACACAUUGGUGUUCAGAUCUCUGAAAAGAACCCAUGACAUGUUUGUUAGUGACCAUGCUAAGCCCAUUGCAGUAGAUGAGAAAAGUUACAAGCUCAAGAUGAAUGUGAAGCUUCAAACUGAGUACAGUCCUGUGCUUCAUAUGCCUAUACUUAAAGAAAUCCGAGAAAAAAGUUCCCAAUCUGAUUCCUACAAUCAUGGACAUUAUGAUCUUAAUCAUGGUGAGGAGUCUGAAUACAUUAUAACUGGUACACAUCCAUACCCAUCGGGUCCAGGAGUUGCUCUGACAGCGGAUACACAGGUGCAGAAAAUGCCCAGUGAGGCAAGUGCUCAGGCCUUGGCUAUGGCGCUUCCUCCUUCACAAGCUAGACAAGAUGCUAAUCGUAAUGCAGCCAGUGUUGCUGAUAUUCAUAGACAUGCAGGCAUCGCUGAACGGUCACAGCCUCCAGUAUCUUCCAUGGCUUUAAUGGAAGUUGGAGGCUCAAAGAAUUCCUCACUAAUUUCAAGGAAACUUCCUACAAUGCCGAAACCACAAUGGCACCCACCUUGGAAGCUUUACAGAGUAAUCAGCGGCCAUUUGGGCUGGGUUAGAUGUCUUGCAGUUGAACCUGGAAAUCAGUGGUUUGUCACUGGUUCAGCUGAUAGAACUAUUAAGAUCUGGGAUCUGGCGAGUGGUAAGCUGAAGCUCUCUUUGACUGGGCAUAUCAGCACUGUACGAGGAGUGGCAGUCAGUUCACGCAGCCCGUACCUUUUCUCCUGUGGAGAGGAUAAGCAAGUGAAAUGCUGGGAUCUGGAAUAUAAUAAGGUUAUCCGACAUUACCAUGGCCAUUUAAGUGCAGUGUAUGGGCUUGAUUUGCAUCCAACCAUCGAUGUCUUGAUAACGUGUGGCAGAGAUUCAACUGCAAGGGUUUGGGAUAUUCGAACAAAAGCAAAUGUACACACAUUAAUAGGGCACACGAAUACAGUAGCAACUGUGAAAUGUCAAGCUGGAGAACCACAGAUUAUUACAGGAAGCCAUGACACGACCAUACGACUGUGGGACUUGGUAGCAGGGAAAACUAGAGUCACAUUAACCAAUCACAAGAAGUCUGUUCGUUCUCUCAUUCUACAUCCAAGACAAUACACCUUUGCUUCUGGUUCUCCGGAUAAUAUAAAGCAGUGGAAAUGCCCAGAUGGUAUUUUUAUUCAGAACUUACCUGGUCAUAAUGCUAUUAUCAACACACUUUCUGUCAACUCGGAUGGUGUGCUGGUAUCAGGAGCUGAUAAUGGUACCAUGCACCUGUGGGACUGGAGAACUGGAUACAACUUCCAACGAAUACAUGCUGCUGUGCAGCCAGGCUCCUUAGACAGUGAAUCUGGGAUUUUUGCAUGUACAUUUGACCAGUCGGAAAGCAGAUUACUUACAGCAGAGGCUGAUAAAACGAUCAAAGUCUACAAGGAAGAUGACACUGCUACGGAAGAAACUCAUCCAGUCAACUGGAAACCCGAGAUCAUCAAAAGGAAGAGAUUCUAAGUGACUUUUACUUAAAAAUCAUUAUGGACAUUAUGCUGAAUUUUAAUGAUUUUAAGUAAUCUUCUCCCUCCUUUAAGUUCUUCCCAGUACUCCUGCCCCAAUCCAAAAUCAUUCACUGGCUGAGAAGCAGACUUCUCUUGGACUGUUAACCAGUGUCAUUUUGUAACCUGUUGCCAGGAGCAUGUUGGUAGAUUCUUUACAAAAAUAUAUUGCACAGGCACCUGCCUUGUACAGCAUUUUGCCAACAUGCAACAAAGAUUAUGACUGUCAUGCAGGGGAUCACAGGUGCAAAGUAGUAUCCUAGCAUUCCUGGCACAAUGAGUAUAUUAAUGCAGUACGCCUGAGUUUUAAAAUGUAAUUUCUUGUAAUUUUGCUUACAGCUAAAAGAUGGCUAUGUUUUAAGCUUUUGUAACUCAGUUGUACAUUGUUUUACUACAAUAAAUUGUACAAACCGUUGUCAGUGAAGAAAGGUUAAACGAUCUUGUUGAGGACGGGUUGGUAAUCAGUGCUGCUUGAACCUGAGAAGUGAGUUAGAACUUAAGAGGUAUAGUUUAGACUGGCGCUGUUCCUACAGUGGAAAUAAAUGCCGUAUGGAAGAUAUUUACAAAAUAAUCCUUUUACUUUUCUUUUAAGGAGCUGGAUUGGAUUUCUACUGUAAAAAUGUAUUUUUUCUGCCUCAUUAAAUUUACUUAAUAGUUUAAAGCUUAAAAAAA
This is a messenger RNA of Carcharodon carcharias (great white shark), 2387 nucleotides long. It is a transcript of the gene plrg1, whose product is annotated as pleiotropic regulator 1. The record is from RefSeq and is a predicted model, not a curated record. Gene Ontology annotation, biological process: mRNA splicing, via spliceosome. The coding region runs from base 133 to 1674 and encodes 513 amino acids. Gene Ontology annotation, cellular component: Prp19 complex; catalytic step 2 spliceosome; precatalytic spliceosome. NCBI's taxonomy places the organism in Eukaryota, Metazoa, Chordata, Chondrichthyes, Lamniformes, Lamnidae. The transcript is spliced from 15 exons. Gene Ontology annotation, molecular function: protein binding.